This is a messenger RNA of Aspergillus calidoustus, 2512 nucleotides long. The record is from the annotation of a GenBank genome assembly. Lineage: Eukaryota; Fungi; Ascomycota; Eurotiomycetes; Eurotiales; Aspergillaceae.
GCUUUUGGCUCAUUCGCCGCGGAAGUUGGAAACCUGGAAUGUGAUUAUUCAUCAUUCGUCCUUUUGCGCCCCUAACAUAAUCCCCGUUCGUUGCCCUGGCGCCUGAGGUUUCGCAUUUAUCCUUGAUGCAACCGGCCAUUGGCUGCGUCCGGUCUCGGGGCGUCAUGUGAAACAGCCACAGUGAGAUUCAUCCUUGGAAUCUCGCCCAGGAUGCCAAACUCAGCAAGAUCCUCGGUUGAUUGCCUACAAACAGGGCUGACUGACUGCCAAAAAUUAGCUACGCAUGUCCCUAGCUCGAGAAAUUGCCACGGUGUUCAGGCCGCCGCUUUCGAACUCUGUUUGAUUGCGAUUGACAGCCUUAAUUCUGACCUUAUAAGAACCUCUGGAGAGUUCAGAGUCAGGGUUCUUGACUCAAUUGCUGCCAUUGAACCCUGAUCGACGUAGCCGUUGGAAAUGAUCGCGUCUCCAGCCCUGUGAUAAUGAAGAGAUCCUACAGUCUCCGCCAUGACCAACACGCCUCCACCCGCCACAAAGGGGCGCCGAUUUCACCAUAAGUCGCGGUACGGGUGUGCCCCGUGUAAAAGGCGGAGAAUCAAGUGUGAUGAGAAGAAGCCAGUCUGCGGCAACUGCACCCAGCGGUCGGUCGAAUGCUCAUUCAGGAGCCUCGAGCCUACCUUGAAUAAUCAGCAAUUGUCGAGAAUUACCACGGUCGGCAAUGCUUCAAGUCCACUUGGGGUCCUCGCAAGGGUAUCUGGUCCUGGGGUAGACAUGCCCUUUUGUCGCAGCAAUUCGCGCGACCUGGAGCUGUACUGCCACUUUCAGAUCUAUACGUCUACAAGCCUCGCCCAGCCGGUCUCCAUAGAGCCACUAUACCGAGAAUUCAUCCCGGGUCUAGCAGUAUCCUUUCCUUUCGUUGGUCACGGCCUUAUGAGCAUCGCCUACAUCCACCUCGCCACUAUCUCGCCCCAAGGGGCGUCGAAGAAACUUCUCGCAGAGAGUGCAUACCACCUUAACCAAGCGCUUCCGGGCUACUCCGAGACGAUCAAGAAUAUUACCGCGGAAAACUCCACGCCGCUCUUCAGCUUCGCCAUGUUUGUGGUACUCUUUACCUUUGCGAAUUCCAGCGAAGAAUCCGGCGCUCUCCUUCAAAGUGCUCAGGGUCAGCCACGCAUUGACGAGAAGACGGUCCGAGCUCUGGGAACUACAGCUGCACGGGUCGCGCAGAGUAUCCAGAAUAUCUUUGGAAUCUUUUGGCGUUGCCAGCACUGGAUAUCAGCUGGCCCGAUGGCGGCUGCGAUUCGACGAUACCUCCCUCCAACACUGAGCGACACCUCGGUGGAAUGGAUCCGUGUGGAGGACGUGCACCUCGCGAAAUUGCCCCGGCUGUGGGAAAACGACCCUACAAUCACAUUGGCACAAUCAUCUGCCCUAUCUAGUUCUCUAGCGUGUCUCCGAGAUACCUUUGCCAUGGUGACCCAAUUGACCGUCCUCCCACCAGAGGAUACCGAGGCAGACCCGCUUAGUACUCGAAGCAAUGACCUGGCGAACAUUCACCAACAAUUAUGUGCCGGCCACUUGUACGACGCGCCCAGUGUAUUUACAUGGUACAUUCGACUGUCGCCCGACUUCCUUAACUUACUGGAAGAGGGGAAUCAAUACGCGAUGGUUGUGCUGGCACACUUUGCGAUCGUACUUGACAGGGCGUGCGCCGGUAAAUGGUGGACACAUCGACUGUCUGAGCAUUUUGUGGCGAUGGCCGAUGUGAUUCUGGGUGAGGAGCGGAGAGAAUGGAUUGAAUGGCCACUGACGGUGAUCGCAGCGUGAGUCGGGUCGGCCAAGGAUUGUCAGUCACAAUCUGACGGGGUCUCGAACUCAACAAAUAUCUAUACAACAUCCUCUUAAUACCAUACCCACCACCAUUACAGUCAUUGCGCCGGUGAUGUUUUUCUUUCCAAACGCUCACUCGCUGCAGCCAAUAAGAUUGAGAUAGGGGACCCCGAUACAUCUAGUUUGUAAGAAUGUCAGAACCUGAAUCGAGUGUCGACGUCGCCCACCUUGUUUGUCAGCUUUAGACCUAGAACGUCGCUGAUCGUCGCGCAAACAUGCUCAACAGCAUACCUGCAAGUGUCGAUGUCGAAGGAACACCCAAAGCUUAUUUUUCCAAACUAGACUGCCUGUCUGACGGGUGCUUCUUUUGUUGUUCGAGGGUCGGAACUUGGAAGCAGGAGGGUCAGGAGUAGGCCCAAGGCGCGAGCGAUGACAUCGGCGACUUCUAGCAAUGCACGGCUAUAACUUGGAAAUAUAGGCAUGCGGUCUUUAUAUCAAGGAGACAAUUCGGUUGUGGCAACAUCUGCUUGUGGAGGGGGAUUCGUCGUCAUCCCAGCAAAUAUAUAUAUACUAGCUUUGGGUAGACUAGGGUACCAAAGCACGCUUUAACAGACCUACAUUAACAACAAUUCAAAGGAGAAAAACAGAACUAGUUCUUCAUCCUGGAUGAUUGUUCUCCUAUCCC